Phragmites australis (common reed) is the source of this 1556-nucleotide messenger RNA. Its product is annotated as myb family transcription factor IPN2-like. Bases 230 to 1225 code for a protein of 331 amino acids. The transcript has 6 exons. The record is from RefSeq and is a predicted model, not a curated record. NCBI's taxonomy places the organism in Eukaryota, Viridiplantae, Streptophyta, Magnoliopsida, Poales, Poaceae. Gene Ontology annotation, molecular function: DNA-binding transcription factor activity; DNA binding.
GAGAGAGAGAGAGAGAGAGAGAGAGAGAAUAUCAAGGGAGAAGACUGCAGCAGUGGUAACAUUUCUCCGCAUCCUCCUUGUUCUGCGUGCGAAGAGAACCCUAUUCCAUGUUCUUGAAUCUCUUCCAGUCCUUGUAGCUGAUUAGAUCAGAGGGAAACAAUAGAAUUACGGCAGAGAUCUAGAGUGAGAAAGGUUUAAGAGGUAAAAGAAGGAGCGCUAAGAGAAUAGAAUGUUCCCUUCGACCAAGAAGCCCGGCACUGGUACCGCGGCCUCAAAUGAUCGGCCUAUGUGUGUGCAAGGCGACUCCGGCGGCCUCGUCCUCACCACCGACCCCAAGCCCCGUCUCCGGUGGACCGCCGAGCUCCAUGACCGCUUCGUUGACGCCGUCGCCCAGCUCGGAGGCCCGGAUAAGGCAACUCCUAAGACUAUCAUGAGGGUUAUGGGAGUCAAGGGCCUCACCCUCUACCACCUCAAGAGCCACCUUCAGAAAUUCAGGCUAGGGAAGCAGCACAAGGAGUUCGGUGAGCAUUCAGCAAUGGAGAUGCAACGAAACGUGGCCUCUUCUUUGGGCAUGAUGGGAAGAAGCAUGAACGACCCAAGCGUGAACGUGAAUGAGGCUCUAAGGAUCCAGAUGGAGGUCCAAAGAAGACUCCAUGGGGAACUAGAGGUGCAAAAGCAUCUCCAGAUGAGGGUUGAAGCUCAGGGGAAGUACAUGCAGUCCAUCCUGGAGAAAGCAUACCAAGCCCUCGGGUCCAGCGAUUGCGCCACGUGGCCCACGGGGUACAAAUCUCUAGGCAGCCAGGCAGUCCUUGACAUUGGCAGUUCAACGAGCUUCUCUUCCCUCCAGGACCUACACUUCUAUGGAGGAAGCCACAUGGACCAGCUGCUGCAGCAAAUGGAGCGGCCAAUGGAUAGCUUCUUGACAUUGGGCGAGAGCUUCAUUGGGUCAGCAGGCAAGAAGGACCCUAACCAUUGCAGCUCCACUGGCAAGAGCUCGAUGGUGUGGGCCGGCGAAGAGCAGGCGAAGAGCGCCACCGUUCAACUCCAGAUGGGGUCGUCGAGAACGAUGGAGGGUGGCAUCGACGACAUGGACCCAAUCACCGACCUGUAUGAUGGUUCGAAACCGAUCAUGUCAUGCGAGUCCAUGGGCAGUAAGGGUUUUGAGGGUUCGAGUUCCAAGCUCAAGAUGAAGUCGCCUCCACAACAAGGCACCUGUAGGAAGUGAGAGGAUACGCAUAUAAUCAAAUGUUGGAGCUCAGGCAAAGAACUUGUCCUAUACAUUUCAAUUUUGUUGUGAACCAGCAAAGGUCAGGUCUUGCAUGAUCACUAAACGACCGUAGCUAAUAAUUAGCUAGCUAGGAUGCAUGAUCUUAAGAGGAUCGAUGCAUCAUAUAUAUAUGUUUAACUGUUUGCCUAAGAUUACCUGCUAUCCUGAUUAAGAUGGUUCAGGUAAUUUCCUUUAGCAUCUUAGCGAUGCUUUGAGUUUAACCUUAAUUUGUACAUUUAGUAAAAUGCAUGAUGGUGAAACACGUAUAUGCUUCUAAUUUGUUGCGUGC